AUGCGCAAGUCUGCGAAGAUCAACAAGAGUGGCGGCCGCGGCCUUACCAAUGGCGCCGUGGAAAUGCGGUCCAAACCACGAUUUCCACAACGCGCACCUCCCGGCUCGGGAAACCUCCCACCCGCGCACCUCACCACACAGCCUCGCGGUAUUCAACGCAUCCGGCUCUCUACUUGGCAGGUAUACCAGGCCCAGGUGCGGGCAGAUGAAGAAACUAGGAGGAUCCAUGAGCUACGGGAGAGAGCCAAACAUGCCAUGAUUGCCGCUGGCUUCAACCCAUUCAACGCCGACGAAGAUGUCUUUGAUGGAUUCAAUCACUUCAACGACACCUUCAACGACGUUGAUCUCGACGACGAUUACGAGGACGCUUGGGAUCGAAUUGUUGAGGAGCCCGCGUCGAAUCUCAUGGCCGCAUAUGGGAUCACAGAUUCCAGAAAAGCCAAACGGAUCUUCGGGUUCCUUACCGGUAAUCUGAAAGUGCGCGUCUCGCAGUCCCGCGCCCAGCGCCGCCAGAAUGCCGAGCUUUCAUGGCAACGUGUUCUCCCUUCCCUUAUCCGCCCAUACCUUGAAUGGUCACAACAACGCUCCACUGUGCCCGCUGCUGCCGAUGCCGACCGUAGCACUCUGCUGCCAAACGUCGAACUUACGAGGGAGGCUCACGAUAUCAAGAUCAAGGGAGUACAUUACAAUGUUGAUUGCCCGAACGACAUCACAAUACAUGUCGCUAAGGGUGAAGACGUCAACGUCGCCCUCAUGAGACACGGCUACAUCGGCGGGACCCCUGUGACGCCCAGCGUUGCCUUCCAUCUCGACCUCCUCCGCUAUGCACACUCUGCUCGCAAGAAGAUGCCUGGGUCAGGAAUGCAAGGUAUCCUGCGCGCCCAGUGUGACUUCCAUAAUAUACAUUAUACUCAAGGCCUGCAGCUGAACUUCAGGCAGGCCUUUGACAUAUACCUCGAGGUUCUCAAACGCGCGGAUGCCCUCGUAGACGCCGUUCUUGGGCGCAGCGUGGAUUUUCACGUUAAGAACGGUUGUGGCGCCUGCGACAACAAGGCUGCUGAUGCAACAUUUCCCGGUGAGAUCCCCAAACCUGACGGCAUGUUCGCAAUGGACGGCUGCGACUCGCACAAACGCAUGAAGGCCGCAGGACGUGCAGAUCAGCGCGAGUUCAACUCGCCAUUUUUUGCGGCGCGCGAGUUCGUGAACCGGUAUCAAAAUGAAGUACGCGAUACAGCUGCUAGGCGCAAAGCUGACGCUGCAUCGCGUCGCGCAGCCAAGAAGGGGAAGGGAAAGCCAAAGGCCGCUGCCACCGCACCUGCACCCGCAUCCGCCACUACGCCCGCAUCCACCACCGCAGCUGGUGCUGUGCCAUCCUCGUCAUCGACCGGCGCCACUUCCUCUGCUGCACAAAAUGCUGAGGAGAACGACAUCGACGAGGUGGAGGUUGAGGUGGACGAGGCUGGGUUUGUCCGCCUAGACUAUGAUCCAUGUGCGGAUACCUGGAAGGCAGCAAAUGGGAAGGAGAUGCCGCCAGCGACGAAGGAAGCCCUGGAGCAAUCGGGCAUUUACAUCCUCGUCUGUCGACAUGGCGUUGUGAAGCUUGUCAUCGAGAUGGUACAGUCGGGCGAGCUUGCUAAGUAUGCCCUUGCCGCGAUCCGCUUCGUCCUCGACAAUUACGGCUCCGACAUUGUCGUCGGCUACGACAUCGGUUGCGUGCUCGAGGGCACUCUUAGACGCAGCUCGUUCGGCCCUGAGGCGCUCGACGAGAAGCGUAUCAGAAUUGUGGUCGACGCCUUUCACUGCUGGGCACACAAGCGGACGUGCCAGCUCAAUUAUCACCCAAUCUACAAGCCCGAGCUAGGCAUAGAGGAUCUCUCCAUCUCGGAGAGGAUCUUUUCAGUUCUCAAUGCCUGCGCUCGCAUCACGCGCAACAUGUCCAACUAUCGCUGGAAGCAAGCCAUGGACAUGCAUAUUCGGCAGUCUAAUGAAGACCGGUAUGCCGCAUCUGGCAAUUUCUUGCUGCAAAACGUCAAGCAAUCGUUGGGCAUCAUCUUCGAGAACACCGCCGCCGUCGCAAAGUUCAUGCGCGAAGUGCCUGUCACCGAGGAUCAGCUGCGCAGUUGGAUUGACAAGGAGAGGGUGUUCUUGAGGGAUGCGACAAAGAAGGAGCCCGAGCUCACGACCUUACACGUCGAAUACGUGAAGACGCUCGAAAAGCUCUGGGCCAACGAGCUCAAGGAGAAGGAAGCCGCGGCGAAGGCAGCCGACACAACGUUGGGCGCAUACGACCGGCGUAGCGCACCGCGCGAGCUCGCUAGGGCCCAACAAGCUGUCAAUCGGACCUUGACGUCGCUCCAUCACUGGGAGGACGUCCUCAAGAUAUCUCCGGGACAGAGUUGGACGCCCGAGAGUGAGCUUUACAAGGAGACGGCGAUAUAUAUGGCGAGGAAAGAGUUCGUUCGGGCGGCAGAGGCUGUACGAGGGCUUGUUAUCGCACGUAUGAUGGAGAUGGAGAAGUUGCACGCCAUCGGCUUAGGAUAUAAGCUACGGAACCAUGUCUCCGCCUCUCUCGGACGACGCAGCAAGGCCCUCAAGAACGCCAUCGACUCGUACAACAAGCUGGCCCCGAAGUACAAGGCACCACGCGUAGAGUAUGAGGACGUCGUCAAGAUGACCGACAUCGCGGCCUUCGACCGCAUCAUCGCCGGCACCCAAGAUCUUGAAGCUGAAGCCUGGGCGAAGGCUGAACAUCACGAGGCCGCAAACAAGUGGUGGAAGCUCGAAGGCGCCCGCGUCGAGCUCAAACGCUGCUACGUCGAGAUCUGGCGCCUACACCACUGGGUCGACAGCGAGGACAGGGAUAUGGCCGAUGCGAUCAAUCGCCUCCAGCUGACCGACGCCCCGCUCGCCGCUUACCUCGACCGCAUUCGCCACCGCCGUGCCGCGAUUAACGACGGCAUUCGCAAGCGUCUGGAGGAGAUCUACAAGAUCCCGGGGUAUGCUGGUCCCCAGCCGGCGGCUUCGCGAGCUAUACCGGCCAAGCGCAAGGCAGCAGACUCGUUGCUUCCCGAGACACCUGCGGGCGAGCAGCAACAACGAGGGGAGCAGCAGGGUGCGGGCGGCGAAGAGGACAGCGACUCGGACGAGGAUGAGGACCCUCAAGGUGUUGAGCGACUGGCAGAGAUUAUUCUGCCUCAACUAGAUGGUUAA
Peniophora sp. CBMAI 1063 is the source of this 3210-nucleotide messenger RNA. The record is from the annotation of a GenBank genome assembly. Lineage: Eukaryota; Fungi; Basidiomycota; Agaricomycetes; Russulales; Peniophoraceae.